AUGAGCAACAUCAGCAACGACAGUGGACUGGAUGACUCCGCUAAUUGUGCCGCUAGUGCCAAUGGUCCUUUGGCAGCCACUCGGUUGUCCUGGUUCCUGGCCGAAGUGGACGAUGGCUCGAUGACGAGUGGGAAACCGAAUGGCCGGAGACGGCUCUGCGUGCUCCACUCCAUGGAGCUGCUGGAAUCCGAUGUGUCGGACAAGUACAUAAGCCGCUUCGUGGAGUUCCGGGUCAAUGGCAUGGUGGUGGAGGCCAAGCUCAUCCUGGCGGCGGACGAGAGGCGUCUGGUGGACGCCGCCCUGCUCUCCAUGAGCAGGGAGGAGCGCGAGGACGCCAGUGCCCAACAACUGCUGGUGCAAUACACCGAAAGCGAUGAGGCGGGCGGAGGCGAUCGACUCGUCCAGAAACUGGUCUCCCCCAACAAAGUGAUGUGGAUGAGCACCAAGCCCGAGCUGAAGGGCAAUCCCCUGGUGAGCCUGGCUCCCGGAUGUAUUGCCCAUGUGCUGUACGCCUACGAGCAGCGGGAUUACAUGGAGAAGAUGCUGCUGCACCUGAAAGCGCGCAGCUUUGACCUCGCCUUCGAUGACAACUUGGCCACCGAACCGGAGGCCAUGACCGACGACACCUGGAUGCUGGUGCAGUACAGCCCGGAGCCGGAGACGGUGGUCUACCAGGUGGUGCAGUACAGGCAGACGGUGUGGCGCAAGGAGAAUCUCUUCAAGGACGUGAUCGCCUACAUCCAGCCCCCGGUCAGCGACGUCGUCCUGCAGGCCGUGGUCAUCAGCUAUGGCCAGGACAAAGAGGUCCAGGCGGCCAAGUUCGAGGAGCUGCGCCGGUUCCCCUUCGACAUUGACUUCCCCCUGCCCGAGGAUCUGGACAAGCAUCCGGAGCACGGCACCUCCACCGCCCUCUUCGCGCGCACAAGUCUGUACCAGAAGGCCGAGCAGCGAGACUCCACCGGCGAGCACAAGGAGCUGCGCAAAAGUCUGGAGCAGAUGAGCGAAAGGGCCCAGGGCGAGGCCCAGAUGAUCAUCGAUGCCUUCGACAUGGUGGAAAACAUCAACAAGAACCUGCAAAGUCGCCUGAUCGCAUAA
Drosophila elegans is the source of this 1095-nucleotide messenger RNA. RefSeq names its product early boundary activity protein 3 (gene Elba3). The record is from RefSeq and is a predicted model, not a curated record. The coding region runs from base 1 to 1095 and encodes 364 amino acids. NCBI's taxonomy places the organism in Eukaryota, Metazoa, Arthropoda, Insecta, Diptera, Drosophilidae. The transcript has a single exon.